Seriola dumerili (greater amberjack) is the source of this 3994-nucleotide messenger RNA. It is a transcript of the gene hps5, whose product is annotated as HPS5, biogenesis of lysosomal organelles complex 2 subunit 2. Gene Ontology annotation, cellular component: cytoplasm. The record is from RefSeq and is a predicted model, not a curated record. The transcript is spliced from 23 exons. Gene Ontology annotation, molecular function: protein binding. Gene Ontology annotation, biological process: developmental pigmentation. Lineage: Eukaryota; Metazoa; Chordata; Actinopteri; Carangiformes; Carangidae. The coding region runs from base 223 to 3588 and encodes 1121 amino acids.
GGUGGGUGAAACCGACGCGCUGCCUUCAGGAAGUGUCCUCAUACCAGCAGAGAGGAGCUGUGACAGGUCGGCUGGUCGUCAGGGUGGCGUGAAACCGACCACUGGCUUUCUCCAAAAAACACUCAAGAAAACCGGGAAUGAAAGAUAACGACCUGGUGUGGAUUUGUAGGUGGUAAUUCUGGAGUGUCACUGACCAUCAGUUGUGGAGGAUCACCAGGGAAGAUGUCACUGAUACCAGUUGUGCCAGAGAACCACAGUCAUGUACUGGCAGAGUUUGACUGCCUCGAUCCACUUCUGUCUGCACUGCGGCUAGACUCCGGCAGGCUCAAGUGUACAUGCUUGGCAGUGUCAAGGAAGUGGCUGGCAUUAGGAACAUCAGCAGGGGGGUUGCACCUGAUUCAGAGGGAGGGCUGGAAGCAAAGGAUCAUCCUCACUCACAAGGAGGGAUCUAUCACUCAGGUGGCAUGUUGUCCUCAUGAUGAAGAUUUUAUUGCUGCCGCAACAAGUCAGGGUCUGGUGGUGGUGUGGGAGCUGCAGCUGGAGCGGCGGGGUCGUCCAGAGCGAGUCAGUGUGUCCUGGGAGCACAGAGGUCAGGCCAUCACUGCACUCUGCUGGGACACCAGCGCGCUCAGAGUUUUUGUCGGGGACUCAGGAGGCAAGGUGUCCUUCCUGCGUGCAGGAUCCUCCAAACUGGGCAAGGGGUCAUUUGUUAUCUUCCCUGUUCAGACUGUUACCACUGUAGACUCCAGAGUAGUUCAGCUUGGGUACCAAGAUGGCCGCCUGCUUGUGUCUUCCCUCAGCCGCUGCUAUCUCUGCGACACAGAGAGGGAAAAGUUCUGGCGUGUUGGAAAUAAGGAGCGUGAUGGGGAGUACGGGGCUUGUUUUUUCCCUCAGAACAGGGGAUUAUUAGUUGGUCAGCCACCGCUGCUGUACUGUGGCCGACCGGGGUCUCGAAUGUGGGAGGCCAGUUUUAAUGGCGAGGUUCUGAGCACCCAUCAGUUCAAACAACUACUGGCCUGUCCUCCACUACCUCUCAUAACUUACAGAAAUGAGCCACAUUACAACCCAGGGCAGAAGAGCCCCCAGUCAAUUGCCUUCCCUAAACUGCUUUAUUUGGGAGACCAAAACCUGCUGACAUGGACUGAUUCAGCCAUUUAUAUCUUCACACCUCAGAAUGGACAAUUGCUUCUGUGGACUGAAGUCAAAGACUUGGUUGAUAUCGCAGUCUACCGCAGUGAGCUCUUCUGUCUCCAUGGUAGCGGACGUCUGUCCCACCUCUCCCUGUUAUCUGCAGAGCGCUGUGUUGAGCGUCUUCUGCGUAGGGAGUCCUGGCCUCUUGCUGCUAUCAUCUGCUGUAUGUUUCAGCACACAAUCACCACCAGCAGGGCCAGGAAAUCCAUUCCCAUCGACCGCCUUGAACAUCUCAAGUGCCAGCUCAGUUCCACCACACACAUGGAGCUGACUAGCCAGCUGGAGGAAGUCAUCGCUAAGCUGGAGCCUCUGGACUCCGCCUCCAGCAGCCGCAGGAGCAGCAUCUCCUCACAUGAGAGCUUCAACGUCCUGGACUGUGGAAUCUAUCGUGUGAUCAGCCGCAGAGGGAGCCAGUCGGAUGAGGAGACGAGCUCCCUCAUCAAUCAGUCCAUGUCAGAAGAGGAGAGGCUCAAAGAGUUCAGUUUUGUGCAGGAGGAAGAUCAGGUGGAUCAAGAUCCACAGAGCAGUGAGCGUCUGGAGGCUGAGCGAUCUGAGCAAGGCCUGCAGUUCCACCUCCCCCUUUCAUUCCGCCCCAAACCCCCUCGCAUCGCACUGCAGGCCGUCAGAGACAGUGUUUCUAGUUUUGUUAAGAAGACAACAGAGAAGAUCAACACCCUCCAGAUGAACUCUGAACUCUGGCAGCGGCCUGAAUUUAGAGAGGGCGGACAGUCCGAAAUGUCAGCCACCACAGCUGCAUACUCAGAAGAAAUGGAAAAUGAAGUUUAUGAUGAAAUGCCUAACACGGAGGCCGACAUGCAGGAACUUCGAUCAGCAACAGAGCGAACUAUCUCCCAGAUCCAAGAUCCUUUGGUGCUACUAGAUCCAGUCUGCCUGGGAGAAAUUCUGCUGGAGUGGCUGCCAGUGUUGGAGCGAAUACUCGGACCUGCAGAUCUUGGGUCAGUUGCUGUCAGUGACGCAAACAUGGAUGGACCAGCAGAGGAGAGAUGGGAGAGGGAUUAUCUAAACUCCUGCUCAGAGCAGCCGGAGGAGUCUUCCUGCUCAUCAGGAGAGGCAGCAGAGAACAUUACAGAGGAGAAGAAAGAAGAGUCCCCUCAGAUCAGAGAGCGAGAGGACCAGUGUGGCUCCACGGAGAAGGUGUCUGAAGUGUCUAAUUGGAGCCAUCCAGAGCCUGUGCGUGUGGUGUCCCCCAAACCUGUACCAUCAGAUCUCCUGGCUAAUCUCACACAGCUGGCCACAUUAUACACAGAGCUGAGCUGCUUUAGAAACCAGGAGCAACCACAAGCAUUGGGCUGCACAAUUUUCCUGCGCCGUUACUUCUAUCUGCUGGAUCAAGAGCGCGUGAGAAAGAUGUGCCUGCUGUGUUACCAGGAGCAGCCGGAUGUGCAGAGCUCCUUCGUUGAGGGCAUGCUAGAUCUGACUCAGUCCAGUAAGGUGGUGGAGGUUAUUCAGAGAGGUGAUUUACUGAGAUCCCUGCGCAGUCUGAGAGAGCUGCAGCCCUGGAGCACACCUCCUCUCCUCGCUCACUUACACAGGCUGUAUGAGAAGCACGGGGAGGCAGCUGUACGCUCGUUUUCCCAGUUCUAUCCUACGAUAACUCCUGCUGACGUAAUGACCAUGGCUCAGAAAAGCCACUUCCUGGCCUACCUGGAUAAUUUGGUCCAAUCACGAACUGAGGAGCACAGGUUGUCAUUUUUGCAAUGCCUUCUUGAACCAGAAUCACUGAGACAGGAUUGGUUGGAGCUGGCACUUACCCAUGAUGCUCCUCAACACUGUGAUACCCUAACCCCUGAUGGACAGCCCAGGUGGCAUUCACAUUGUUUCAGUUGGGGUUACGGACGCCUGCUGUCUCUGCUGAUUCGUCUCCCUGCAGACCUGUCCUCCAAGCAGAAGAUGGCAGAGACAUGCCGCAGUCACGGAUACUGGACGGGCUACCUCUACCUCUGCUGUGAGCUGCAGCGUCGCACAGAGGCGUUCUCCACCAUUUGUCAGCUGGAUGACAUCAGCCUGCUGGAGGAACCUGAGGGUGUUGAGCCCCAGACCUUGGAUGAAUGGAAGCUGUUGAUCCAGUUGUCUCAGCAGCGCAGCAGUGUGGGAGACUCGGAGCAGGUCGCAGGUGUGAAUGGGAGCGGCUGGUCUAACGGCUCAGCAGACUGUGGAGGAAAGAUGAGCCUGGAGAACCUGACCCUGAUGCUGGCUCGGACGGCCGGACCUGACCGAGCCCUGGCCGUCCUGGAGGAGUGUGGGGUACAGUUGGUUCUUUCCCCCCACUCCAAACUGGUCUGUGAGCUCCUGAGAGUCACUGAGAAGAGGCAGAGGGCGAUGAUCCAGACGAUGCUCGAGCGCUGCGAUCGGUUCCUGUGGUCCCAGCAUGCCUAACUCCAGAUCAGCGCUGUGUGGACAGCAGCUUCUCUAACAUAACUAACACUGAAUGUAAUGUAAGUGUAACUGCUGUUGAAGCUAUGGCUUAAUUUAUGCACUGUGAUAUUUAUCAAAGCUUUCCAACUCGAAAUGAAGGUACUUAACUCCCCAGUGAAAGCAGUAUUAUCUUUUUAACUUUUAGUUCAUAUUUGUUUUGCACGGAUCUUUCCAGUUUUAUCCUCUUCAUUCCAUUUACUUGCCAAUUGUAUCAAUAUUCAGGUGUAGUUCAGGGUAUCAUCACAUUACUCUUUUUUUAAUGACUGAGGUUAAGCAUGUACAGUAAUCAAAUAUUUCAUGUCCCAAAAAACUGUCAGUAAUAAUAGUGAAAUGUUUAACCAGGUGAUAUUAUGUGAAUAAAACUGUG